UCACACCCACCCUUUCCAACCCCAAUUUCCACUUUCACCACCGCAUCUAACCCAACUCCUCCGAAACAAAACGAAAAAAAGGAAGAAAGAAAGAAACUAGCUCCCACCGGCGGUGACGGCACCAUGUCCCAAAUGACGGGCCAUUCCGCCGGGGACCUCGACCUCCACCUGGAGUCCAUCCGCCACCUCCUCCUCGACGACCUCGAGAUGCCCUCCGCCGCGGUGAUGAGCUUACCACCGCAGGGCGGAGGCGGAGGCCCCGUGUAUUGCCGGAGCUCGAGCUUCGGGAGCCUCGUCGCCGCGCAGUGGGGCGAGCUCCCCUUCCGCGUCGACGACUCCGACGACAUGGUCGUCCUCGGCGCCCUCCGCGACGCCAUCUCCCAGGGCUGGCUCCCCGACGGGCCCCCCAACCCCGAUCCGCUCCCGGCGGCGGCAACGGCGGCGGACGCGGCGCCGACGCCGACUCCGACGCCGGCGCCGAUGCCUCAGACUCCGACGCAGCCGCGGGCGGCGGCGGCGAAGGGGAAGCACUACAGAGGGGUGCGGCAGCGGCCGUGGGGGAAGUUCGCGGCGGAGAUCAGGGACCCGGCGAAGAACGGGGCUAGGGUUUGGCUCGGGACCUUCGAGACCGCCGAGGACGCCGCGCUCGCCUACGACCGCGCCGCGUACCGGAUGCGCGGCUCCCGCGCGCUCCUCAAUUUCCCGCUCCGGAUCGGGUCGCACGCGUCCGAGCCCGCGCCCGCGCCCGCUUCGCCGUCGUCGUCGAAGCGCUCCUCGCCCGAGCCCUCUUCGUCGACCUCGUCGUCGUCGUCGUCGUCGUCCUCCUCCUCCUCCGCGAUCUCCUCGCCCCGAUCGCCCUCGUCGCCGCCGAAGAGGCGGAAGAGAGGGGAAGCGGCGGCGGCGUCCAUGGCCAUGUUCCCUGCUCCAGCUGUGGCUCCCAAUUCGGCCGAGAUUCCGGUUCAAGUCACCGUCCCGGUUCAGGCCCAUACCGGUUUGGGCUUCGGGGCUAGGCCGGUCGAAUUCCCAGCUGGGAUGCAACUCACACGUGUCGGGCAAUUAUUGGUUGGUUAAUCCAGCGCAAGUUUGUUAGAGUAAGAAUUAGGGAAAUGUGUUGGGCCCCACACUCCCCCCUCAAAGGAUCUUCCGCGGACUCUUGAUAUAUUUGAUUUGCUGAGGCAAAAUCAUAUUUUGGAAUGCAUCUUUAAAUUAAUCAAAAUUUUAUAUAUUUUGUACAGUCGCAUAUCAAAAUUCGGGGUAGUAUGCAUUAGAAGUGGAAUUAGUGGUCUCAAGAAUUUGGAAAAGUUUGGAGUAAAUAGUAGAUAGUUUAGGGGCAAAAGUGCGCACGAGAGAGAGAGAGAGAGAGAGAGAGAGAGAGAAAGAGAGAGAGUGUCAUGCUUUACUUGUCGCAGUGUAGUUUUAGGAUUUUGGUGUGGUGGUGAAAAGGCUCUGGCGUGGUUGCAAUGUAGCAUGUCUUCUUUAAUUCUUUGAUGAAGGUUGUCUUUCUUAAAGAUUUUUUUUUUUUUU
Molecule: messenger RNA, 1524 nt
Organism: Ananas comosus (pineapple)
Lineage: Eukaryota; Viridiplantae; Streptophyta; Magnoliopsida; Poales; Bromeliaceae
Product: ethylene-responsive transcription factor 2-like
Exons: 1
Coding region: 124-1071 (315 amino acids)
Biological process (GO): regulation of DNA-templated transcription; ethylene-activated signaling pathway
Molecular function (GO): DNA binding; DNA-binding transcription factor activity
Source: RefSeq, a predicted model, not a curated record